AUGGACGGCCUGGGGGAUGGCGAUGGCAUGGGCUUUGAUAUGAGGAUGAUGAACCAGCAACAACAACUAUUUGGUGGCUAUGCUCAUGAUGGUUCGCAAAUGUCCAUGCCGGGAGGAUCCAUGUACCCUGAUGACUCGACGAUGGGUGUCGGGGAUGAAUCGAACGACGCAAAGAGACGCCGCAUUGCUCGGGCUUGCGAUAUGUGUAGGAAGAAGAAGAUCAAGUGCGACGGAAAAAUGCCAAAAUGUUCACAUUGCAUCAACUACAAGACCGAUUGUAUCUUCACACAGGUGGAGAAGAAGCGGAACCCCCCCAAAGGAGCUAAGUACAUCGAAGGCUUAGAAAACCGCCUGGGUCGCAUGGAAUCACUAUUGCGGCUAUCUGGGCUUUUAUCCGAGGACGACAAUGGAAAGACUGAUCUGGGGACGCUUGAAAAACGACUGGCCGAUCGAACAAAUGCCUUGAACGCGGCGAGAAAUAGCAACAAGUUUACAACCCCGAGUGCCGCGCAGCAAUCGGCAACCUCUCACAAUACCACUCCCCGCAUGGACUCACAAUCUAGUCCACAUACCGCCGCCACAUCCCCCGAAUCACAAAGAGAAUCCGAGACGGAAGUGGAGGCGUUAUCAGAUAUGAUGUGUUCAUUGGUGACCAAUAAUUGCGGCGAGACCCGAUACAUUGGCUCUUCAUCUGGGUUUUCAAUCUUUUCUCCUAAGGGUAUCCAAUGGGUCAACGAGAAAACCGGAGACAACUCGUUCCAAGAAAUGAUCUCAUCCGCUUACGUGGACGAUAACAAAUGGAUGUACUGGAAACCGGAGAUCUUUAGCGACAUCUUUGCACGAAGAGUGUUCAAGCCAUUGCCACCGAAGGAAGAAGCUCUUUCGUUAUUCAAGGACUUCUUCGAGAAUUUCAAUUGCAUAUUCCCGUUGUAUCACGAAGCAACGUUCAUGCAUCUGGUGGAUAAACAGUACUCUCGCGAUCCCUAUGAAGGAUCUGGAUGGUGGGCAAGCAUCAACGUCGUGCUAGCCAUCUCCCAUCGACUUCGUGUGAUGAGCAACUUGGUACCACAUGAAGAAGACAAGAAAGCUUGGCUCUACUUGAAGAACGCAAUGGGUGUUUUGACUGAGCUGACAAUGCGAAACACCGAUCUUUUGAGUGUCCAAGCACUCCUGGGCAUGUCCCUUUUCCUACAAGGUACACCAAACCCGCAACCAGCUUUCUUCUUAGUCGCAGCGGCUAUUCGCUUGUCACACAGCAUUGGCUUGCAUAAACGUGGCUCGGGCUUCGGGUUAAACCUAGUGGAGGUAGAGCAACGGAAGAGAGUCUUCUGGAUCGCAUACUGUCUCGAUAAGGAUAUUUGUCUCCGGUCUGGGCGACCACCAGUCCAAGACGAUGACGAUAUGAAUGUGGAGCUCCCCAGCGAGGACCCACCAGACAAUGUGGGCAACGUUCCACUCGCAGAUGGGAAAGGCAAAUUCAAUCUUUUUAGAUCCUUUUGUGAAUUUGCGACUAUUGAGAGCAAAGUUUACAAGAGACUCUAUUCCGCGAAAGCAUCACGGCAGGCCGAUGGUGAAUUACUGAACACCAUCGGCGAGCUUGAUAAAGAACUUGAAGACUGGAAGGACAAUAUCCCAGUUGACUUCCGCCCGGAAUAUGAUAUCCAAGCCACGCAUGGCCCGCUCAUCCUCCACGUUGCAGUUUUGCAUUUUGCAUACUACAACUGUUUGACAACGAUUCAUCGAAUGUCCGUACACCACGGGUACUGGACCAGCCGCUUAUCAAACUAUGCUAUCCAAGGAUUGAAUGCGCGUCCAUUGAAUCCCAGAGUCUUUCUUUCGGCCGUUCUUUGCGUGAGCGCAGCUCGAGCAUCGAUCAAUUUGAUCAAAUACAUUCCCCAGGGCGAUUUUGCUUGUGUGUGGUUGAUAUUAUACUACCCCGUGUCCGCUUUAGUAACUCUGUUCGCCAAUAUCCUUCAAAACCCAAAUGACGCUCGUGCGCGCUCCGACGUUAAAUUGAUGGGCGUGGUUGUCAACUUCCUUUCUACUUUGGUUUCCGACGAAUCCAACAGCAGCAUUAAACGAAUGCUUUCCCUUUGCGGCGAGUUUGAGAGGAUUGCGAGGGUGGUCCUGGACAAGGCCGAAAAAGAGUCUCAUUCUCGCAAGAAGCGGAAGAAUGCACCUGAUGAUUCAGGUCCCUCGCAGCGGGAAGAGGAAGACGCACAGCCAGCCCCCUCUCCAUCCACCAAUUUCGAAGCACCUCCAGCCUCCACACCUUUCUCGCCAUCAAUGUUUACCAAUGAGCCUCCCUCUGCGACCUCUUCGCGUGCCAACGACUAUGGUCCGGAACCUUCAAUGCCUUCCAACGCCGGCAUACCUACUGAUCUACCAAGCAAUGUACAUGGAAUGCCUGGUCUUGGUCAAAGUCUCCCAAAUAUGAUGAGCCCCAACCAGCUGAAUGUUCCAUUCGGCGAUCAACCUGGGUAUGGACCUACUAGUCCCAACAUAGGUGGUCCCUUCCAACAGCCAUUCGUACCUCAAGACUUAUGGCAAAUGCCAAUGACAAUCGAGUGGGAUUGGGCAGACAUGUCCUCUAAUUUCCCCUUUUUCGAGGCCGGAGGUGGUAAUGGCCAAGGGCCUCGGUGA
Molecule: messenger RNA, 2643 nt
Organism: Penicillium malachiteum
Lineage: Eukaryota; Fungi; Ascomycota; Eurotiomycetes; Eurotiales; Aspergillaceae
Gene: atrR
Product: transcription factor atrR
Exons: 4
Coding region: 1-2643 (880 amino acids)
Biological process (GO): regulation of DNA-templated transcription; DNA-templated transcription
Molecular function (GO): zinc ion binding; DNA binding; DNA-binding transcription factor activity, RNA polymerase II-specific
Source: RefSeq, a predicted model, not a curated record